AUGCUUGCUACAUGUAUCAACACAGAAUCACAAAUUAUCAACGAGAAGCGACUUUUAUUGACUGACCCUGAUUAUGCUGAUAACAAGCAAUUGCAGAGGGAUAUUCAGUUACUGAAGGCAACAAUGAUAUGUCGUGUAAGCCAUGCGUCUACAGUAUUAAUGAUUCCCGGUAAAUCACAUUGUUACUCUGGCUGGAAAACCGAAUAUAGUGGAAAUCUAAUGUCUGGACAUCAUGGCCAUGCUGGUGCGUCUCAGUAUGUAUGUGUUGAGAGUAGUCCAGACGUAUUGGAGGCUGGUUCACGCGAUGAUAAUGGAUACCUUUUGUAUGGAGUCAAGGCGUACUGUGGAUCGCUCAAAUGUCCUCCCUAUGUACAAGACACCCUGUUCAAAUGUGUGGUUUGUUCGAAGUAG
Messenger RNA from Mytilus californianus (California mussel), 411 nucleotides. RefSeq lists its product as uncharacterized. Bases 1 to 411 code for a protein of 136 amino acids. The record is from RefSeq and is a predicted model, not a curated record. The transcript has 2 exons. NCBI's taxonomy places the organism in Eukaryota, Metazoa, Mollusca, Bivalvia, Mytilida, Mytilidae.